GUACUUUACAUUAAAAGCACUUUUAAAACAACGACAGAGCCCGAUUAAACCCGUGUCAUGUAGAUCUAUGAUACCAGAAGAGCACGUCGAGCACAGUUUGACCCUAAAGUCGCGUUUUGUGUCGUUCUUCAAUCGCGUUUGAAGUGAAAGUGAGAGGAUCAUAACAGUGGAGUACUGCAGUGAGGUGAAGCUGUGCACACAUUAUGGCGAGUGUGCUAUGCAGGAGGGUGAGACAGGUGAGUCAGUCGUCUGUGGGUCACACACUGGCUCAGAGGAUCGUGGCCGUCAGAGGCUUUUCAGCCGCUGGUUCAUCUGGAUCAGAUGAGCCGUAUAUAGCUGUGCCAUCUCAAAAAAAAGGUCCCAGGACAGUGUGGCCAGAUGAGACCAUGGGUCCGUUCGGGCCUCAGGAUCAGCGCUUCCAGUUGCCAGGCAAUGUGGGUUUCGACUGUCACCUGAAGGGUUCCGGGUUACAGAUGAAGGGGCCGGUACACAGGACGGUCCCGGAUGUUUUAACCACCCCAUCCAGCACAGAGAGAUACGAGUUCAUCCUCUCUCAGUUUGUGAAUGAGUUUCAGGGUUUGGUGCAGAGAGUCAGUAAAGCUGAACACUAUUUCAGUCAGUCAGAUGUGGAGUGCUCCAUGCGUUCCUGUCCAGAGCUGCUGAAGAAAGAGCUGGAGCUGUUUUUCCCAGUGCUGCCUGCGAGUCCCAUCACUGUCGUCACCGUAACACAGAGGAAGCAGAAGACGGACACAGAAGAUCAGAACCAAGAUCAACAGAAACUACUAGAUCAUUUUGUCAGAGGUGCUAAAGAAAUCUGCUUCACGCUGUGGAGAGGGGGAUACUGGGCCGAUUUCAUUAAUCCACUGUCAGGAAAAGCUUUUUUUGGCGCUCAGACACCAGACUCUAUUCUACAGCGUCACGCUGGUUUUCACAUCGAGGACCUGGCGGCGUGUACGGUCAUACGACACGUCUUCAAGGAGACUUCCACGUUCGUCUUAACACUCAUCACUAACGCACCUUCCAACAGUCUGAUCAUGGAGACACUUCAGGGACACGCCAGUGCCUCAGAGGACACGGACUGAUGGAUGUUUGCAAACCUGAGCCAAAUCUACGUACUGAUUCUUUUAGAAGAGAUUUUUGAAUAAAACUUGCUGGUUGUGAUGUUACAAAA
Molecule: messenger RNA, 1171 nt
Organism: Carassius carassius (crucian carp)
Lineage: Eukaryota; Metazoa; Chordata; Actinopteri; Cypriniformes; Cyprinidae
Product: cobalamin trafficking protein CblD-like
Exons: 8
Coding region: 204-1082 (292 amino acids)
Biological process (GO): cobalamin metabolic process
Cellular component (GO): mitochondrion
Source: RefSeq, a predicted model, not a curated record